AUGGACAGUAUAACCCUCGACCGCGUCGCUCUGGAGCAGCUCCACGGGGAGCAGAAAGCACUGCUAGAUACUAUAGAUGACAUGCGCAAGCACGGAGUCGGUCGCUUCGUUGAUCUGCCCCAGAUCAUUGUCGUGGGAGACCAGUCGUCGGGGAAAAGCUCAGUGCUGGAAGCAAUCUCCAGAGUUCGCUUCCCCGUCAAGGAUGGGCUUUGUACACGUUUCGCGACCGAGCUUGUACUUCGUACCGACACACAGGCAAAAGUUGAUGUUCGAAUCCAGAACACGACGGCUUCAUUGAGUCAACCUUCCCAAUUCAAAGAAUCAGGAUCCAGCCAGGACGAUUUGCCCGGAAUCAUCGAGGCCGCCAAGUCUCAGAUGCUCAGCGGUCUCGCCACCUUUUCCGAGGACGUUCUGCGAGUCGAGAUUAGUGGCCCAAAUGUGCCCCAUUUGACCCUUGUCGAUCUUCCCGGGUUCUAUCAUUCUGAGGAUGAGAAUCAGUCUGCUGCAGGCCGAGCGAUUGUGGACCGCCUGGUGGAAGGCUAUAUGGCUCGAAAGACCAGUAUCAUCCUGGCAAUCGUCUCCGCGAGGAACCAGGUGAUACUACAGCGAGUUUUGUCGAUGGUCAGGCACCAUGACCCGAACAAAACUCGGACGCUUGGCAUCAUUACCAAGCCGGACCUUCUGGUGCCUGGCUCCCAAGAUGAGGCCAGCUUCAUCAGCCUAGCCAAGAACAUAGAAAGAUCGCACACACUGUCACUUGGAUGGCACGUUCUACGCAAUCGCGGCGAGAAGGAAGAAUCUGAUUCUCACGCCGAGAGAGAUCAGAAAGAACAAGAGUUCUUCCAGACAGGUCUCUGGUCCAUUGUGCCAUCGAUCAACCGAGGGGUGGGGACGCUCCGCAAGAAGCUUAGUACCAUCCUACUUGAACACAUCAGAGGAAACCUUCAAGAACUCAUCCAGGCCUUACAGGAGCAGAUCAAUGAUCGCCAGAGCAGGCUCAAGCGUCUCGGUGAGUCUCGGUCAACACCACGAGAGCUCCGAGCCCAUCUAGACGGUAUUAUUUCCCAGUUUCAGAUUUUGUCGCUGAACGCGGUUGAUGGCAACUACGCCAAUGACUUCUUCGGCGGCUUAUACCCCCCUAGUGGACGUUCGUCCAUCACGGACAGCAGGAUCAGAAAGCUUCGUGCGCUUGUUCGAGAUCUGAACCGCGCAUUUGCUUAUGUUCUAUCGACCAAAGGCUCCCGGCGAUUGAUUAUAUACGAGGAUGAAGAAGAUGAAGAAGAUGAAGAAGAUGAAGAAGAUGAAGAAGAUGAAGAAGAUGACGAGGAUGACGAAGAUUACAAGGUCAACUCGCACGCAUCGGAUGUUGCACUGCCAUCUUUCCUGAAGGCACUAACCAGACACUACAACUUUGAUGAUCCAGAAAAGGUCACCUUCGCGUCUAUCACUCAAGAUCUCGCCUCACUCUCAUCUGCCAAUCAAGGCAACGAAUUCCCAGGAACAGCGAAUGACCGUCUAGCUGUGAAGCUUUUUCAAGACCAGUCUCAACCCUGGGAGGCAAUCGCGCGGCGACAUCUUGAGUUGAUGCUGCGUGUAACCCAAGAGUUCGUCGAGAAGCUUAUAGGCCACAUAACUGGACCUGAUCAGAAGACAAACUCUGCCAUUUUAUCAGAAAUUGUCGAUCCAUUCUUCGAGAAAACAUCUUCAGUACUAGAAAAGAAGUUGCAGGAGCUUCUUCGUCACUUUCGAAGCGGAUACCCACAGCCCUUGGACGCCGACUUUCGGUCGAUUCUGGCUAGUCGCCGGCGAAAGAACCUCACGUCUGAGGUGAUGCGAGACCUUGUCGCCAAGCGCCCUGAGUUAUUCACGGAAGAAGCGCGUCUUGAACUGGGAAGACUUCAAAUUCCCAGGCGCACGAGUGAUUUCGGAGUUGAGGGACUGAUUGAUAAAUCCGAAGCCUACUAUGAGAUGUCUCUGAGGACCUUCACGGACAACAUGAUCAUCCUGGCGAUCGAGAACUGCCUUAUUAGUAAGAUUCCCUUCAUAUUCACCACCGAGAAUGUGAACCAUAUGGGAGACAAAAGGCUUCAGCGACUGGCUGCAGAAUCGCCGGAAAUCCAAGUCGAACGGUCUGAGCUGGCAACCGAACUUGAAGCUCUCGGACAGGGUCUGCAACUCUGCAAUAAGUACAGAUCUCGUAGAACAACAGUCAUACCCUCGGUGCUGCUGGAGAUGGAAGCCCCGCCGUCGAUGAGCUCUUCAGAAUCAGGAGGUCGGCACGGCUCAGAAGGACCAGGGACAUCACCACGAAGCCUCUUCACUCCCCCAACACCGCCUACACAGCAAGCCAAAUCCAAUCCAUUAGCCAAUCGACCACCACCGUCUGCUUCUCUGUUCCAGUUUUCACCAGACCCGGCAGGACCUUUCGCCACGCCCAAUUCAUCCUUACGCGCGACGUCCACCAUCUCCGCCCCUAAGUCCACAAACCCUUUCAGUACCGAGGGUUUAUCUGCAGCCCGGCAGGCCGGAACUUCCUCUUCACCGUCUUUCAGCGUCCCUCCCGAAGCCACUUCUAGACCAAGUGGGAGCUUCUUCGGCGGUUGGCAGAAUCCGAGCAACUCCAAAACGUGUAAGUGCGGUGCAUCACCAUAA
Messenger RNA from Anthostomella pinea, 2652 nucleotides. The record is from the annotation of a GenBank genome assembly. NCBI's taxonomy places the organism in Eukaryota, Fungi, Ascomycota, Sordariomycetes, Xylariales, Xylariaceae.